Molecule: messenger RNA, 2145 nt
Organism: Apodemus sylvaticus (European woodmouse)
Lineage: Eukaryota; Metazoa; Chordata; Mammalia; Rodentia; Muridae
Product: syncytin-2-like
Exons: 2
Coding region: 1233-1808 (191 amino acids)
Source: RefSeq, a predicted model, not a curated record
CUCACCUUAAACCUUUCAUCCCUCCACCUAAAGAUAACUCUUCUUCAUACACGUCAACCCUGACAGGACUGUGCUCUAUUAAGCUCCGGAGGACAUUGAGACCAUCCACCUUCUCCCCAAUUCCAGAACAUGAGACUCCACUCGGGCAGCUGAGCUCGACCUCAUUGGAUUAGACAUGGGUUUAUUGUCCUACCCCUGCUGUUCUUCAUUUCCAUCCAGAGCAGUCCUUACAUCUGGAGAUUCGAGGUUCAAGAAACCCCCACAGAUAACAAACAGUCUUUCCAAAUAGGGUCGGGAAACUGCUCCAUAGCCGGAUAUCAGGAACUGAUCCAAAUCGCGAUCAUCCCUGUAUCUGUUAUCCCAUCUAAGUAUUAUGAUCUCUAUACUUGCUUUCUCUUUGACCAGACAGAAGAUUACUGUAAAAAAAUGGCCAGAGGAAUAUGGGGGCUGCCCAUAUUGGUCUUGUCAGAUACAUAUGCUAGGAUCACGGGUCAAUCAUUUCUUCUAUCAACACUGCAAGACACUUCUACAUACAAGACCCGUGGGAUUCCAGGUGGGAAACAGGAGUUGUUGGUAAGCUCUAUCGUAAAAACCAGCCCAGUUCCCCAAUAAGUACCAUCCAUAUUCAGAGAAAGUAUAUCUCAAUCGCCCAACCCCUAGAUAUUGGAAAAGUGGGGGAGAUAAUUAAACACUCCUCUAAGGUCCUUGAUUCUUUGACAGCACCCCUCAUAAAUGGCACUAACUUGUCAUUUCACCUGUUGCUUCAAACCUUGACCUCAGCGUACCAGCUCCUUAAUGUCACCAGGCCUGGUCACUUUAAAGAUUGUUGGUUAUGUGUACCUCCAGGGAUUGACCCAAAACUGUCACUUACAGCUUCUCCGGUGAUACUGCCAAAUAACCUUACCUCACCUUUUGCUAGCUGUCCUGACUCCGAUGUCACCAUGGCUCUGUACCUUACCUCUGUCCCUCUCUUUGGCAUGGCAAACUGUUUUAAGACCUCUGGGACACGUUCUGUAGGAACAUUAAGCUCCCUAGACUGUAAUAAAACCAUAAGCCUUGAUAUAUCAUCUCUGCCACAAUGCCCUGCAAUCCAAAACACGUCAAUUCUUUGUGGCACUCAGGUAUAUCAUCGCCUACCUGCCAGCUGGUCAGGAGUUUGCACGUUGGUACUCCUUUUCCCUGAGGUGGGAGUGAUCUAGGGAAAUGAGCCCCUGCCAAUCCCAGUUAUAAAUAUGAUAGCUGCUCGACGCGAGAGAGCAGUUCAGAUCGUGCCUCUUUUGGUAGCUACAGGAAUAGCCAUAGGUGUUGGUACAGGUGUGGCAGAGAUAACUGCUUCUCUGGCCCAAUACAAUACAUUUACUUCUCAGUUUAAAAGUGACCGUCAGGGAAUGACUGAAACUGUGCUUACUAUCCAGAAGCAGAUAGAUUCUUUGGCAGCCGUGGUGCUUCAGAACCGACGGGGCCUAGAUGUUUUAACAGCUAAGGAAGGUGGUCUUUGCCUGUUCCUCCAAGAAGAAUGCUGUUUCUAUGUCAACCAAUCCGGGAUAGUGAGAAACAAAAUCCAGGAACUUCAGACAGACAUAAAGAACUUCAGAGAUCGUGAGACCUCCAGCUCUGACAUUUUCGAAAACCCUAUAUGGAAAUGGAUACUCCCUCUUCUUCUGUUACAGAAUUCCCAGCCGCAGCCCAUGGAAGAGCCCCCGUCCCCAGAUGUAGCUGAUGCCAACAUGCACCAGGUGGACCCCGAUGAUGAAAGUCAGCUACACCCCAAAAUUGACAACACCCCUAGACAGCAGGAAGUAGUUUAAGAGACACGGCGCCCUCACUCCUUUUCAUCAUCGGGUCCCCCCUCCCUUUUCUUUUUCUUUUUUUUUUUAAUAAAAGAAAUGCAGGAAUGUAGGUACCCGAGGCCUGCAAAGCUUGUGACGCCAUACAAGCAAUGUAUAGGUCUGUUGCCAAGGCAACAGCUGCCGUUUACCCAGAAUUCCAUAGCCCACCUUUACCUGUAAUUAUGUCACCCCCGGUAUAUAACCGGGCAGCGCUCCUUUCCUCUCUCUCUCUUUCUCUUUUCUCCUUCCUUCCCGCCCGCUACCCCUUCCCUAUCUUAAAUAAAGUCCCACGUGGAACUAUCUGGUGUAGCGUGUC